This is a messenger RNA of Peniophora sp. CBMAI 1063, 1686 nucleotides long. Lineage: Eukaryota; Fungi; Basidiomycota; Agaricomycetes; Russulales; Peniophoraceae. The record is from the annotation of a GenBank genome assembly.
AUGGCGUCCUUCUUCCACCUGAAGGGCAGCAAGCCUACCUCGAAUACCCGAUCAACCCCCAUGCGUCCUUCCGGGCUACGCAAUGAAAUUCGCGCGGAUUCCUCCACCGCGUCGCGGAACGACACCACACCGACGAAAGCGGCCAAGCUCAAGAAGCCGGCGCCACCCGUCAAGGGCACGUUCAAACCCGCUCCGAAGCCUCUCUCCGGUAACGACCGCAGCCCCCUCUGGCUUGAGCGGCCCGUCACGGUGAAGGCCAAUGGCGUUGCGAUCGUGCCGCCUUCGAAGACGCGUCCUUCCACCGCUCCUACGGCGGCCUCAUCGCCAUCUUCGUCGCCCUCUCGCGCUGCUCCGGUUUCCAACCCUCCUGAGCCGCGCUCGGCGAAGCAUCCUUCAUCCCGCCCUCGGAUGCCGGAUGUCCUCCCCCGGUCUGGAUCUGCUCGGGGCCAUGACAACUCCAAGAGCGACUCGGCCGCUGUUCUCCUUCAGUCUCGUCCACACGUUAAGACUCUGCGCGAAGUGGGGACGCUUGAUGCGCCCAAGGCAGACGGUCGCAUGGACCCGGGUAGGGCCAAACGAUAUGUUCCGGACACCGCGUCGACUGUUGGAAGUGGUUACGGCACGGGUGGACAAUGGGUGUCAACAGUCGACAGGUUCGAGCGGCUCGGGGUCGCCAUGUCGGAGCACGGUUGCGACUCGGGCUCUGACAUCCUCGCGGAACAUAGCUUCCUCAAGCUCGAGUCCGAGUUCAGUGAUGCAGGGACACUCAUUACUCGCGCGAGCUCGGGGGUGCUUCCCGCAGGAGAAUUGACCCCUCGGCCGAAGCCUAACGGCAAGACUGCAGCGGCGACCUCUGGAUCCUCCAAGGCUUCAGCAGACUCUCCCUCCAAAACCAACAAACCAUCGGCUACUCCCCCGACAAAGGCUCCAUCUUCUUCCGAACACCGUCCGCGACCGUCCAAGAUCCCGGCGAACCUGACGCCCGACGACUCUAUUUCGAACUUCGGCGACGCACCUCUCCGUACUACGCGACCGACCCGCCCGCCCGCUCGUAGUGCCAAGUCGUCCAACGACGCAAAUGAGAGGGUCGCUUGCCGCACAUACAUGUCGGUGGAUGGCUCGCUUCGUGAACCUCAAGGCGCGCACACUGGUGCGACCUCGCAAGCCGACUCAGUACCAUCCAUCCUUCGCACCUCAGCGUCCGAGGCAAACCUCCGCACCACGCACGAACAUGUGUCGAGCAAGACCGCAACACCUCCCUCGAAGUCGCUUGGACGUUCUUCCCGUCGUGUUGCCAGUGCGGCCUCAUCAGCUAUCGACUCCGUUGCCUCAAGCUCAAUAUCAGGCCUCACCCCGCUCGCCUCGGCGUUCCCCAGCCCUCCCAAAACCGGUGAGGCAGCGAUCGUGAGACUCAUGCUGGACACCUUUCGCAAGUGGCUCCCUCACCUAGGUAUGGGGAAUCUCGACGUGAACAUGCUCUUCAAGAAGAAGUGUCAGCAGGAGAUCGCAAAGGGCGCAUCGGAGCAAGACGCGAUUCAGAGCGCCCUAGAGUCUAUCGUCAGCAUCGUCGACGCGGGGGUACGCGGGUUAGACGAGGCGAAAGGCCUCAGCACGGUACCUCCAAGUCCUCGUUCAGCAUCUUUCCACCCGAAGACCGCCAACAAGGCGCGCGACUUGCGCAAGUAG